AUGGCUCAUAACAGUGAAGUGACAACACCCACCGACCUGCCACGGACACCACUCUCCCUGCGUGGUCGGGUGAAGCGCACAAUUUCCUUUCCCGGCUCCCGCCGUGGACUCUUGCCUGCCUUCGACGCCUCUGGCUCUCCUUCUUGCUUCCUGCUGUUAUUUUACUGCAACAGGAAUUGGUGGGAGGGAGGCCAGGAGGCUCUUUUCGGCCACUUCAGCGGCAGCCGCAUGGCCAUCCUCACCGUGCUGCCUUCCUCCGCCCUCCGCCCCUCCAAGGGCGCUCCGGAAGCCUUUCUCUCUAAGGGCGGUGUUCCUGUUCGCACGGCCGCCUGCUCUCUAAGGGCUGGUUCAGGCGGCCCUGCCAAGGGCCCAGCUACUCGCCUCACGCCCUGCCUCUCCGGCCCCGGAGAGCCGUCGCCAGUGCCACCAGGAGAGCCCGGCUUGAUCUCGUCGGCCACCGCAGCGGCGUCCGUCAUCCUGAGGGCCUCGCCGUCGCCUGUCGAGUUCGUGCAGAGGAUCGAGAAGGCGCGGGACAAGAGGGUAGCUUUCCCGAGCCCGGAGUUCCAGAGGCUCUGCCACGAGCAGUUGGAUCUCUUCAGAAGGCUCGUUCAUGAAGACGCCAUUCUAUCGGUAUACGUGCGUCCUGCUGGCAGUUAUGUGAUGGAUCGUCUAGAGCUCUGGCGAGUUACAUUGCAUACAAGGAUGAAGAUGUCAGAAGAGUCUGACGUUGUGGUAUUGAUUGGCAAAUUUUGCCUUCCUGCAGGACUGCGCUCGGUUGAGGCUGCAAUGGCUGUACAACUCAUAGAGGACGUUCCUGAAUGUAGAGCUCUGGUGUUGCCCAUGGUGAAAGAUCCUUUUCUUGUGGGCUUUCUAGUUGCCGAGCUCCCAUCAUUGGAUGCAGGGCAGUACAUGGAACAGAGAUCAAAUGACCCAAUUGUCCACGUUGAGGCAGCUGAAAAUAAAUCUGAUAAUUGUCUUGAUAAGUUGGAAUUCCAUCCUUUAAAGAAAUUGAGAAGGAAUUACUUCUCAAUAACUAGUGAACAAAAAUCUGGAGCAGUCAAUAUAUCACGGUCACUGGCUGUAGCAUAUGUCAUGGAUCAGAAAACUUUAUUACUUCAACAUUCAUCUUGGCAAAACAACAUUCGCAUCAGUAACCUAGUUGAGCAAAUACGUAGUUCCCUUUCAAGCGUCAGAGCUCUUUCUAAGAUGCUGUCCAUUCACUUAAAGAAAGAUGAGAUUUCAUAUGAUAUUGCUGAAGAUAUACUUGUGCAAGGUGAUCAAAUGAAAAAUAAUUUGCAUGAGCUUCAGAAUGCUGUCUAUCUUACAAAGGCAAAUAUAGUGAGACACAAUGAGGAUAAUUUGAAGAAAAUGCAAAAAAGACUCCAGUCAAGCUACGGAAAUCUUAUGCAUACAGAAAUCCUUCCAGGAGAUACAACUACGGGAAAUAUCCACAGGAGUGACACAUACAUAGAUCUCAGCUCACAUGAUUUAGAAGCAAAAGAUUUGGAGAUUCCUAUGCCACCUAUUGCUCUUGUAGCACAGCAUAUUAUCAGACCGUGCAAUGUGUCAAAUGUCCUGUCGGAGUUAGUGGGAGUUGCACAACCUUUAGCCCACAAGCAGCAGCGAUCGCUUAAAGUAAAACAAUUCAAUGCUCCACUGGAGGCUGCAGUCGAAGAAGCUGCUUUGAGACAGGCACUGAGCAACUUGAUAGAUGGUGCACUUUUACGAACACAUGUUGGUGGCAAGGUGGAAAUUUUUUCUGUUGAGGCACCUGGAGGCGGGGCUCUUAUAGUAGUUGAUGAUGACGGGCCUGAUAUGCAGUACAUGACACAAAUGUACUCUUUGGCGCCAUUUGGAGCGGAGCUCUCAUCACAAGGGAUGGUAGAGGACAGCAUGACAUGGAACUUUGUUGCUGGAUUGACAGUUGCUCGUGAAAUAUUGGAGAGCUAUGGAUGUGUAGUUCGGAUUAUUUCUCCUCAUCUCCACAAUACAUCGCUUGGAGCAGGUGGCACAAGAGUGGAACUUUGGCUGCCUGCUCUUCGUUCAGAGGUGAUUGAUUCUUCUCCGUCAGAAAAUCAGAAGCAAUAGUAGUAGCACGUAUAAUUUCUGUGCUGGCUAUUUUUCUGUUGAUUUGGUGUAGUUGAUGUCGACUCUAGCUUUCUAUCACUGAGGUGAAUGUUGAAGGAAAUGUUGUUUUUGUGUCGCUCUUGAGAAUGCCUAAUCGCAGGUUGUAUAUUAAAUUUUUUUCUUGUACAGCUUAUUAUUUGGAUAUGAAUGUAAUAACUGAGGCAUAAUAAUUUGUUCCAACUUCA
Messenger RNA from Nymphaea colorata (pocket water lily), 2312 nucleotides. Its product is annotated as chloroplast sensor kinase, chloroplastic. The coding region runs from base 1 to 2088 and encodes 695 amino acids. The record is from RefSeq and is a predicted model, not a curated record. The transcript is spliced from 10 exons. Lineage: Eukaryota; Viridiplantae; Streptophyta; Magnoliopsida; Nymphaeales; Nymphaeaceae.